AUGGUGAUACAAUACAUUCUAGUGGUGACACCAUACAUUCUAGUGGUGACCCCAUACAUUCUAGUGGUGACCCCAUACAUUCUAGUGGUGACCCCAUACAUUCUAGUGGUGACCCCAUACAUUCUAGUGGUGACCCCAUACAUUCUAGUGGUGACCCCAUACAUUCUAGUGGUGACCCCAUACAUUCUAGUGGUGACCCCAUACAUUCUAGUGGUGACCCCAUACAUUCUAGUGGUGACCCCAUACAUUCUAGUGGUGACCCCAUACAUUCUAGUAGUGACCCCAUACAUUCUAGUGGUGACCCCAUACAUUUUAGUAGUGACCCCAUACUUUCUAAUGGUGACCCAAUACAUUCUAGAGGUGACACCAUAUAUUCUAGUGGUGACACCAUAUAUUCUAGUGGUGACACCAUAUAUUCUAGUGGUGACCCCAUACAUUCUAGUGGUGACCCCAUACAUUCUAGUGGUGACCCCAUACAUUCUAGUGGUGACCCCAUACAUUCUAGUAGUGACCCCAUACAUUCUAGUAGUGACCCCAUACAUUCUAGUGGUGACCCCAUACAUUCUAGUAGUGACACCAUACAUUUUAGUGGUGACCCCAUACAUUCUAGUGGUGACCCCAUACAUUUUAGUGGUGACCCCAUAUAUUUUAGUGGUGACCCCAUACUUUCUAAUGGUGACCCAAUACAUUCUAAUGGUGAUACAAUACAUUCUAGUGGUGACCCCAUACAUUCUAGUGGUGACCCCAUACAUUCUAGUGGUGACCCCAUACAUUCUAGUGGUGACCCCAUACAUUCUAGUGGUGACCCCAUACAUUCUAGUGGUGAUCCCAUACAUUCUAGUGGUGACCCCAUACAUUUUAGUAGUGACCCCAUACAUUCUAGUGUUGACCCCAUACAUUUUAGUAGUGACCCCAUACAUUCUAAUGGUGACACCAUACAUUUUAGUAGUGACCCCAUACUUUCUAAUGGUGACCCAAUACAUUCUAGAGGUGACACCAUAUAUUCUAGUGGUGACCCCAUACAUUCUAGUGGUGACACCAUAUAUUCUAGUGGUGACCCAAUACAUUCUAGAGGUGACACCAUAUAUUCUAGUGGUGACACCAUAUAUUCUAGUGGUGACCCCAUACAUUCUAGUGGUGACCCCAUAUAUUUAG
Messenger RNA from Candidula unifasciata, 1155 nucleotides. NCBI's taxonomy places the organism in Eukaryota, Metazoa, Mollusca, Gastropoda, Stylommatophora, Geomitridae. The record is from the annotation of a GenBank genome assembly.